UAUUAGCGCAAGAUGAUGAUGUUAUUGUCGGUAUUGAACUUUCAAAAUUAUAUAUAUGGGAUUUUAAAACAGGACAAUACAAGAUGAUUCUAAACAAAAAUGGACAAGUUACAAAAAAUUAUAGGGGUGGGAUAUAUGUACAUUAUGGUGAUACUUAUGAAAAUAUGCAUAAACUAUCUGUGAAAAACCCAAAAAGAAGAGGAAAAGGACAUUGUUGUUACAGAGAACAUGAUGAAAUAAAAGAAAAUAAAUUUUCAGAUUUGGAGUUAUAUCAAAUGAUGUUGUUUGGUGUAAUGUCUUCUAUAGCAGAUAAAUUUCCUGAUUUAUCAAAAAAUAAAAUUCCAAAAAUACCUGUUGAUGAGGAAUUUGAAGAUGCUCCAAAAACACCUAUUAAAGAAGAACCAGAUGUUGAAAAAAUGGAAGUUGAAUUUCCAAAAUUAAAUGUUGUUGAAGAGAUAAUAAGAAUAUUAAAGAGUAUGGAAGAUGAAAUGAAUAUUAAUAACCUUGAAGAUAGAAAUAAUUGGAAUCAAGUAAUACAAUAUUUUGAUUGGAGUAUAUUACCAAAUAAUUAUCAACAGAUGACACAAUUAUAUCGUAUAACAUUGUAUUAUAAAAAAAUGUUAGAAAGAGUUUCCACGAAUCUACAAAUAACUUACGAAUAUACUCAAACUAUAUUAAUAACCAAUAACAUUAAAUCAAAUACAGAAGAAGAUAUAAUA
Racocetra persica is the source of this 719-nucleotide messenger RNA. Lineage: Eukaryota; Fungi; Glomeromycota; Glomeromycetes; Diversisporales; Gigasporaceae. The record is from the annotation of a GenBank genome assembly.